Molecule: messenger RNA, 624 nt
Organism: Cooperia oncophora
Lineage: Eukaryota; Metazoa; Nematoda; Chromadorea; Rhabditida; Trichostrongylidae
Source: the annotation of a GenBank genome assembly
CUGCUCUACUCUGCUACACUCAAUAAUUUCAGAGCUACUAAAACACCUUUGUCGGCAGCAUCGAACGCACGACUUCGGCGGCCAGUUGAAAGGACUCAGUGGCUUCUCAACCAUGAUUCAAUUGUACUUGUAAAAAAACUCGGUGAAGGCGCUUUUGGCGAAGUGUAUUUGGCCGAAUACGGUAGCGGCAAAACCAAACAGGAGGUUGCCGUGAAAACUAUGAGGAAUGAGGCUACAAGGGAUGCACGUUUAAAAUUCAUGAAAGAAGCUCGACUAAUGCGAAAAUAUAACCACAAACAUGUGGUGAAAAUCCUUGGCGUAGCAGUACACGAGCAUCCUCUUAUGCUUGUGAUGGAGGUGUGCCCAAAUGGUUCUUUGCUGUCUUACUUGCGAAAAAACAAAGGAAGUACAGCUCUGUCAGAGAAGUUGCGUUUUUCAACAGAAGCUGCCGAUGGCUUAGCGUACUUGGAAAAGAAACUCUGCAUACAUCGUGAUAUAGCAGCACGAAAUUGUCUGCUAGGUGCAAAAUAUGAAAUUAAAAUAGCCGAUUUCGGCAUGUCAGACGAUAAAGUGAUCGUUCAUGAUGACACUUUAGAAAAGGCAAGGUUUUUCCGUAAUAUGUAA